GGACCCCUCUCCGCCAUCGGGGCUGUCCCUCUCACCGCCUGCGGGGCCGCGGCGGCCCCGCCCGGCUCCCCGCUCGGGGAUGCGGCGUCUUCCGCCGCCCCCGGCUCUGCGCCCCGGGCGGCGGCGCCUCUCGCAGGCCGGGCGGCGGCGCGGUGCGGCGGGCGGGGGAGGCGGCGGGCGGGGCGGCCCCGGCUGGCUGGGGUCCUGCGCGGCGGCGGCGGCGGGGCGGGCGGAUCGGUGUCUCCUUCACUUCGCCCUCCACUGCCAGCGGCUGCAGCAGCGCGGCCUCCUCACGGCGAGACCCGCCCGCGGCCCCGGCCCCGCUCCGCCGCCCUCCCGCGCUAGCCAGCUCCAAUGGCGAUUCCUCCCUCAUAUGUAGACCUUGGCAAGUCUGCCAGAGAUAUCUUCAAUAAAGGAUAUGGUUUUGGGUUGGUGAAACUGGAUGUGAAAACAAAAUCUGCAAGCGGAGUGGAAUUCACAACAUCUGGUUCAUCAAACACAGACACUGGAAAAGUGAAUGGGAGCUUGGAGACCAAAUACAAGUGGGCUGAGUAUGGGUUGACUUUCACAGAAAAAUGGAACACAGAUAACACUCUGGGAACAGAAAUUGCAAUUGAAGAUCAGAUUGCCAAAGGCUUGAAGUUGACAUUUGAUACAACUUUUUCACCAAAUACAGGAAAGAAAAGUGGUAAAAUUAAGUCAGCUUUUAAACGUGAAUGCCUAAACCUAGGUUGUGAUGUUGACUUUGAUUUUGCUGGACCUGCAAUCCAUGGUUCAGCUGUCUUCGGUUAUGAAGGCUGGCUUGCUGGUUAUCAGAUGACUUUCGAUAGUGCCAAAUCAAAAUUGACAAGAAAUAACUUCUCUGUGGGUUACAAGACUGGAGACUUCCAACUGCACACUAAUGUCAAUGAUGGUUCAGAAUUUGGUGGGUCAAUUUACCAGAAAGUGAGUGACAGUCUUGAAACUGCUGUAAAUCUGGCUUGGACAGCAGGUAGCAACAGCACUCGCUUUGGCAUUGCAGCUAAAUACAAGUUGGAUUCCACUGCUUCUAUCUCUGCAAAAGUGAACAAUUCUAGUCUAGUUGGAGUGGGUUACACCCAGACCCUGAGGCCAGGUGUGAAGCUUACACUCUCUGCCCUGAUAGAUGGAAAGAGCAUCAAUGCUGGUGGCCAUAAACUUGGUCUUGGCCUGGAAUUGGAAGCUUAAAAAGGUGAAGAAACUGCUGCAGAGAAGGGAUAUCAGAAGAAUUUGGCCUUAAAAUGUAUUUCCAAUGUGACCAGCAGGCUUUUUUUUUUUUUUUUUUUUUUUCUCCCAAGAAGGAAGACCUAGAACAAGAGCUGUAUUUGAAGUAUUUAGACAGUUACUUGUUAGCUGGUUUCUAGUUAAAUUGGUUACCCAUCUAGUUAAAAUUCUGCAUUAGUGCAGUCACUUAAACAUUAUUUAAAUGUAUUUAACUGUUUAAUGCGCUACCCACAAAUAAUGAUAUUGACAUUUAUGAAAACUGUACAAUUGUCUGCAUGUUUGUUUUUAUGUUCCUUUUAACAUUUGAUAUUGCCAUUGAAUGAAAAAUGGAUCAGUGGAUGUUUUGAAAUGAGGUUAAAUCACCUGAAGAAGAAAUACAUUUGGUAUCCCAAGACAAUUAUGAAUAAAACGAGUACACACACAUACUUGUGCCUCAGAUAUUUUAAGAGUUAAGAUAUAAGGGUAGUGCUGAGUUAAGUUUUAACUUUUAAUUUAAAAUAAUCCAAGAAGUAGUGCUCUAUACCUUUGUGCAAUUAAGGACCCCCACCCAUGACAACACUGAAUAUAGAUGGUUUUCAUCGAACAGUUGGAUUCCUCAAGCAAGUUGAAUGUGCUUUUCUGUAGGUAAGAUUUGUCAUGACACAACGGUUUAAUUCCCCGUGUUCCACGGGCAAGAUGUACUGCAGUACUAGUUGGCCUCCUGAUGCAAAGAGUGCAAAGUGAUAUACGUGGCACACUGAGAUAUUUAAGAACUGCUCCCUGAUGCUGUUGCCCAAGGGGUGAAAAACCUCACCACAAACACACCUUUUGCUUAUAUUUGUAUGAAGUGAGACGUAUCUCUGCAACUGAAUGUAACAGUGUAAUGGUAUUACGGCCUGCUUAUCCCAACUGCUGUGAGAGGUUUCUGCUUAAAAUGACUGAAAUAAAGGCUUCAUUUUAAAUGAAGAUGGCAGAAAAUGCAUCCAAUUUUGCUUUCCCUUUGAUGACUACAUCUUGGCAGAUACCCAUUUUAAGUUGAGAAACAUGCAGAAUAAUGGUAAAACUCAUGUUUUUCCAGGAAGGAUUAAGAGACAACAGAAGUAUAAGGGAUAGUUGGUCUGUGAACAUAACAUCCCUUAAGGUUGAAUGUAACUAGCUGUGAAUACUUUUAAUAUGGAAUAUACAUUUAAGAAUGGGGAUUUAUUGAGUUCAGGGGAGUGCCUGGAGCCUAAUUCUUACAGUUUCUCAUAACUGGGAAGAUACUUAGUCUUGCAGUCUGCAGUUCACAGCAGCUUCCUUUAUAGGGCAGGUUUAUGAUCAGGAAGCUUUAUCUCUGGUUUGCAAGCUGUGUUUGGUUCAUGCUGGAUUAAACUUCACCCUGUAGAAGUCCUAGUGAUUUGCUUAAGGUCUUGAGUCAUAUUGCAUUGUUGUCCUCAAAUUCAAAUUCUUGAAUUAAGUACUCUGUUACAAACUGUCUCUGUUUAGGCUUUAGCUGUGGAAAAGCUGAGCCACCUUUGCAGAAGAUAGCAUGGAGCUUAAGCUUCCAGCUCAGGCUCUUGAGCAGGCUUUCUAGUCUGACUAGUUUUGUAACGUGACAGAAGGUUUGGCAGCAUUUGUGCUUGGGACUACCUUUACUACUGUCACUCAAUGCCUUUAUCUGAGGAGCGCUUCCACCACUUGGUGAUGGGAGAGGAAUGUGAGGUGCAAUUCAUUGCUCUCUUACUGCAUGGUAACAUCUGUGAACUGUAUUUUUAGUUUGAAGUGUUUUCAUGUGCUAGACCUCUUAAAGCCAAUGACUGUGCAGCCAAACAUUUGACUUUUAGCGUGGGUUCUCUUUUUAGUAUAACUGUUUUUGCUGCUUCGUAAAGCGUGUCCAGGCUUCUUCUCUUCAACUCUUCAUGCAUAUUAGUAAUAGAAAGCUUUAACCUGUUCAUUUUACUCUGUUCUCAUGUGCAUCGCUUUACUAGUCCUCAUCCUUUAAACCUUAAUUAAUUUGCUAUAAUACUGAUAGGCAACUAGAGAAAUAAAAGGGAUCUGCAGUAGUUAAGACAACUGUGGAAAUGUGAGUUUUCCUAAAAUACUCUGUCAUAAAUCACUACUUUGAGCAUGAAAAGGAAGUUCAGUGACUAUCUCUUGACAUCUCUCAAGUGAGGCUUAUAAAAAUGGCUUUCAAACUUUCAAGUGUGUUAGAGAAGCUACAGUGUAAUUGGAGUUUUGUGGCAAGGAGUGCCAGUAGCUUAAAUAGGUCCAUUUUGUUAGAACAUGUAAAAAGCCUUAAUAAUAGCUUGAAGUGCUAGCCAGCCUUUCCUCAGGUGUCAUUCUGAAUAAAAUAAAAACACUUGGGUUAACCAAUGACCUGAGCAUGGCUGUGCAUCUUGUUUGUGUGAACUGUAGCGUUGCAUUCCUGCCUCGUGCAGUUGAAGUAGGGGCUGUCUGUAUGCAUAUCACAAGGAGAAUUAAUCACGCUUUCAUAAAUAAAAAUCCUUUCACGUGAGAUCAUGGUGCCCUGGACUUUGCAAGUUACUGAGUGACUUGAACAUUUAUGUUCUCAUUGUGCUGUAGAAAUUCUCCAGGUUGUUUCAAUUAACCUUGCACUCUUCAUGUGGUUCAGCUUGGUGUGGUAUGUUCUGAAAUCUGCCUCUUGCACACUGUGGUUUUUCAAACCCAGGAAAUUUGCAACUAUUUUGGAAUGGGCAUGGAAACCACCCCACAGCACUGGGGCACAGGUUUUUUUAUCGCUGGGAUAAAGCUAGGUAGUAAUAGAGUGUGCUUACUGCCCUCUAAUGUCGUGUUCUGGUGUGUGGCUUGUUACUGCAAUAGUCCGUUUCCUGGGCACAAAGAUGCGUUUAAAUCUACAGUGACUGUGCUUGUGUAGGAAGUAGAACCUAGCAAACAGAAGGCAGCCCAUGCAUGGGUGAUUCAGCCCGGCUUACGUCAAAGGUCCUUGUUUCCUUACCGUACCAGUCAGCAAAGAUGAAAGUAAUUCUAUGUAAGGUAAGCCACUAAUGAUGACAAAUGCUGGGUCACACCUGUGGCAUUAGUGUCUUAACGGCAGGUACUAAUGCUUCCUGUGAAAUCCCAAAGAAAAAGCUUGUAUGGUUAUUAUGUGGGGCCCCAUUUGUUGCAAGCGGUUUUGUGUUUGUCAGCCUCCCUUUGCAGUGGAAUAUUUCUCUUCCUGAUCUGGAACAGAAAUAAAAACACUGAUUAUAUCAA
This is a messenger RNA of Strigops habroptila (Kakapo), 4434 nucleotides long. RefSeq names its product voltage dependent anion channel 2 (gene VDAC2). NCBI's taxonomy places the organism in Eukaryota, Metazoa, Chordata, Aves, Psittaciformes, Psittacidae. The transcript is spliced from 9 exons. Gene Ontology annotation, molecular function: voltage-gated monoatomic anion channel activity. Gene Ontology annotation, biological process: monoatomic anion transmembrane transport. The record is from RefSeq and is a predicted model, not a curated record. Gene Ontology annotation, cellular component: mitochondrial outer membrane. The coding region runs from base 355 to 1206 and encodes 283 amino acids.